Ceratotherium simum simum (southern white rhinoceros) is the source of this 373-nucleotide messenger RNA. RefSeq names its product family with sequence similarity 25 member A (gene FAM25A). NCBI's taxonomy places the organism in Eukaryota, Metazoa, Chordata, Mammalia, Perissodactyla, Rhinocerotidae. The record is from RefSeq and is a predicted model, not a curated record.
GUCCUGGCCCCAGCAUCCUGCUUGGCCACUAAUUGCCGCCACAUAAUGCUGGGAGGCCUGGGAAAGCUUGCCGCCGAGGGCCUGGCCCACCGCACCGAGAAGGCCACUGAGGAGGCUGUUCAUGUUGUGGAGGGCGUGGUGAAGGAGGUGGUGGAGCACGCCAAGGAGGCCGGAGAGAAAGCCAUUGCUGAAGCCUUAAAGAAGGCCCAUGAGACGGGGGACAAAGUGGUGAAGGAAGUCACCGAGACAGUGACCAACACAGUCACAAAUGCUGUCACCCACGCAGCAGAAGGCCUGGGCAAACUGGGACAGUGAGCAUGCCCACCACAGGUGGACUCUUCCUAAGUCUCAAUAAAAAGCUGUGAAAUGUGUA